Molecule: messenger RNA, 309 nt
Organism: Klebsormidium nitens
Lineage: Eukaryota; Viridiplantae; Streptophyta; Klebsormidiophyceae; Klebsormidiales; Klebsormidiaceae
Source: the annotation of a GenBank genome assembly
AUGGACAACGUGUUGUAUUUCCAUCCUCGCUGUGCCUUCAGCAAGGACUUGAUAAACGGCGUGCGGCGGAUCCCAUCCCUGGCGGCGAACCUCAGGACCGUGGAUGGCAGCGAGGCCUUCCGUUGGCUCAGCUCCCUGCCGACGCGCGGGGGCGAAGGUGCCGCUUCCGAUGGGGCGCCAGGGAGUUCCGAGACUCGACCGGCGGUCGAGUGUUCGAGGCACGCCGACUCUUCGACCCUCCGCUUCGUCGACUUCAACGCCGAGCAUCCGUCCGUCACCAUGGCCCCCGAGUGGUACUGCUCGUUCUGA